GAACACUUCGUAAUUGGUUGUUGCUCUUGCUACGCCUUACGCUGUUUAAUGUUAGAGUAGCUCGCUCGUUAUGGACGUGAAAAUUGUGUAGUGUUUAUUUAUGUAUGAGAUCUUUAUAUUGAGUAAAGAUAUGAAACAUUCUGUGUAUCUUUAAUGACUCUAACAAUGAUAAUGUUAAUAAACUCAAUCAGUUCGUGAAUUAUACGCAGUAGUGAAGAAGUGCAACAGGCGAUUUAAAUUCCUUGUAAACAGAGGAGUACAUCGUGAAUACAAAAUGCCUACAGAUUCAGAAUGCGAUUAUGACUUAGUUUCUAAGGAGUGGCUUUUAGCGAAAUUACGCUCAGACGAAAGAGAUACUGUUCUAAUAGAUUGUCGAGGGUCAAAUGAGUACUCAGCAUCUCAUAUACGUUCUGCAGUGAAUUUCUCCAUUCCCAGUAUAAUGUUGAGGAGAUUAGCUGCAGGCAAAAUUGAAUUGGUAUCGACUGUUCAGUGUAAGGAACUCAAAGCACGAAUCACACACUGCUGUACGCGGGGUACAUUCGUGCUAUACGGCGAUGGUGCUCCGCGGGAUCCCGACUCAGUUCAUGGUAUUCUGCUGAAGCGUCUUAAGCAAGAUGGCGUGCAGGUCGUCUGCCUGGAAGGAGACUUCGCGGAGUUCCGUCGCGCCUAUCCCGAGUGGUGCAACGAGGCCAACGCGCAGCACGUGCCACAUCUGCCGCUCAUGGGAUUACGUUCGCUCCGCAUAUCGGGUUCGGGCUGCGACGACGCGUUGUCGUCGGGCUCGUCGUCGGAGUGCGAGGACGCACACACACAUGUGCACCAAGACUUCCCUAUCGAGAUACUGCCCAAUCUCUAUCUCGGCAACUCCACCAACAGCGAGGACUGCGACGCUCUCGCCAGGCACAACAUUAAGUACGUGUUGAACGUGACGCCGGACCUGCCGAAUACGUUCGAGGCGGAGGGUUGCGGCAUCAACUACUUGAAGAUCCCCAUCGCUGACCACUGGAGUCAGAACCUCGCCGUGCAUUUCCCGCAAGCCAUACGAUUUAUAGAGGAGGCCAUGUCGGCGCGCUGCGGCGUGCUGGUGCACUGCGUGGCCGGCGUGUCGCGCUCCGUCACCGUCACGCUGGCCUACCUCAUGCAGCGCCACCGCCUGUGCCUUCGCGACGCCUUCGAGCUCGUGCGCAGCCGCAAGACCGACAUCGCGCCCAACUUCCACUUCAUGCGCCAGCUGCACUCCUUCGAGCGCGACCUCGGCCUGCACGAGCACAGCGCCAGCCUCGCCAAGGUGCUGGAGGCGCUGGGCGAGCGCGGGGCGCGCGGCGCGGGGCGCGCGGCGUGCGGCUGCGCGGCGCGCGCGUGCGCCCGCUGCGGCGCGUCGCCCGACUCCGGCAUCGAGUUCGACCGCUGGAGCGCCGCGCGCGACACGCCGCAAUGACGGUUCUUCUCGCGCCGAACCCCGCCGCU
This is a messenger RNA of Vanessa atalanta (red admiral), 1467 nucleotides long. Its product is annotated as dual specificity protein phosphatase Mpk3-like. Gene Ontology annotation, cellular component: cytoplasm; cytosol. The transcript has 6 exons. The record is from RefSeq and is a predicted model, not a curated record. Gene Ontology annotation, biological process: negative regulation of MAPK cascade; protein dephosphorylation. The coding region runs from base 275 to 1438 and encodes 387 amino acids. NCBI's taxonomy places the organism in Eukaryota, Metazoa, Arthropoda, Insecta, Lepidoptera, Nymphalidae. Gene Ontology annotation, molecular function: protein tyrosine/threonine phosphatase activity; MAP kinase tyrosine/serine/threonine phosphatase activity.